GUACCACUGAGCACUGAUGAUUGAAGAGGAGAUUGAGACAAACUGAAAAAUAUCUAUCGGCGAACACAGGAUUGAAAAUAGCAUCUGCACCAGUAAUGGCGACUUCUGCAUCCGCACCACUAGCAAGUUCUGUGGAGAAGACAAAUGGCGCCAAACUAAGCAGACUUCUUAUUGAUGGCGGAACAACGGUUCUAAGGAACAUUUUUGAUCAUUAUCACGCCCCUGCAAACCUUGUUACUGAUCUCAAUUCUCACCGUAAAACUCUUCGUUCUCUCUUGCGAGGAAGAAUCCUAAAAAAGCCGCAAUGGGACUUACUGUUCCCACCGUCUGGGGUUGCCCCAGACUCCAAAUCAUUUGACAUCACAUUGUUGUUUCUCCUUCUUACCAACAUUUGUGGCCUAUCUUGUCCAUCCUCAGGAUGGCAUUCUAAGCCACACGCGAGUGAUAACUCCUUUGAAGCAAACCUUGCUCGCAUCAAGUUUUAUCGCAAUGAGUUGUAUGGCCAUGUCACAACCACUAGUGUUGACGAGUCAACUUUUAACAAUCUUUGGCAGGAGAUAAGUUCUGUUCUCGUUGCUCUUGGACUGGAUAAAGCGGAGAUAGAUAGAUUGAAAGAUGAACACUGUGGGGAGGAAGACUACAUUGAUGCACUUCUCGAUUGGGCUAGCAGUGAGGAGGAUAUCAAAUCACAUCUAAGAGACAUCAGACGUAACCAGGCCGAAAACCGAGAAAUCGUUUCUAAGGUGCUUCAGACCCAACACGAUUGUGGCAAAGUUCUUGAGGAAAACAAGUCAAAACUAGAAGAACUAGCAGAAAACCAAGCUACAACUCGGGAAGUUGUUCAAGAACAACAUGAAACACUGAAAACAGAUUUUCAAGAAGUCAAGCGCGAAAUCGAGCAGUUGAAGAAAAAACAAGAGAGAGAAAGAUCGGAUAAAAUUCUCAAGAAUCUGAUGCAAGCGGAGUUUAAAGGAGACAUCGAACAUCACGUUAAAAGAUUCCAAGAAGGUACACGGGAGUGGAUCUUCAAAAAAGUUGAAGACUGGCUGAAUGACAGGAAUUCCCCAAACCGUGUAAUGGUCAUUAGUGGAAAUGCAGGAAUGGGAAAGUCAGUUAUUUCUGCUAUCAUUUGCAAAAGAAUUCAAGAAGCAGGACGUUUGUCGGGAAGCCACUUCUGUCAGCAUAACAAUGCACGGUAUAGCAAACCUCAACUUAUGCUUCAGUCCUUGGCUAUUCACUUGUCUCGAACUCUACCAGAAUACAAGAGAGCUCUCGUGGAACAGCUAUCAAGGAAUCUGGGGUUGGAACUCAAUAGCAUGGGUGUUGAAGAGUUGUUUACUUUGCUUUUCAUGGAGCCUCUAACUAAAGUUAGCAACCCUGGCGAAAGCCUCUUGAUGGUGGUCGAUGGCCUGGAUGAAAGUGAAUACAAGGGGCGCAAUGACCUUCUCAACGUGGUUGCCAACCAGUUUUGUAAGCUUCCAGAAUGGAUUCGACUUUUAGUGACGACGCGACCAGAGAUAAACAUUGCUGACAGCCUUAAGCGUUUAAAGCCCAUUAUACUCGAGGAAAACAAAGAGGAGAACGUAAGGGACAUUAAGCUGUUCUUUGAGAUGCGUCUGAGCCAUCAAAUGAAGGAAACACAGAAGAGCUCUAUUUUGGAGAAUCUGGUCAAAAAAUCCGAGGGUGUGUUCCUUUAUGCUUAUUAUCUCAUCGAUUUUAUCGAAGAGAAUGUGCCGUUUCUCACACUUGAGCACCUGGAAGGAGGCUUGCCGCUGGGAAUUUCAUCUGUUUAUCAAUGUCAUUUUAAACGGUUAGAAAAGGAACUUUGUGAAGAGUUAAAGAUAGAAGAAGAGCAGGUGUUUCGCUUUCUUUCUGCCUUGACAGCCUCUCGUGAGCCAUUGCCUAUAGCUUUCGUUUCGAAUAUGUUCGAUUCGGAUGGAAAAUCCUUCACAGCUCACCGUACAAUAAAGAAGGCGAUCGCUUGUAUCUCUACACUUUUGCCUUUACGCAAUGAUCGUCUUCACUUUUUCCACAAGUCGGUGAAAGACUGGUUGUCUGGUUCUUCUGUCUAUGGUGACCAUGAGUUUAUCCUAGAUGAAAAGAAAGGACACGAAAUUCUCUUCAACCUAUGCAAGAUUGAGCUUGAAAACGUAAAGAGAAGGAGCAUUCACAAUUGCACUUUCAGUGACACUGAAACAUACGCAUUACAGCAUGGUGUCCAGCACAUGAUUGAAGUGGAUUCAUUUAUCAGAGACCCAGUAACUACUGGGGUUGAUGGUCUUAUCGAGGCUUUCGUAACAGAUUUGAAACUCGUUUACGCUAAACUUUGUGUGAAUAGCAACUGCCCCUCGGAGGAUCUCUACAAUGUGCAAAAACACGUUCGACCCGCUCUGUCACAUGAAGAAGUUUGUUCCAACUUGGACCUUCUUCAGGAUGUUCUUAGAAAGCAUUCUUUUCUUUUAAGAGACCAUCCUCUGCUGUUUUUUCAAAGUUUGGUCAACGAAGGCCUACCUGAACUGUCUUCCAUAGCCGCGUCGAUCCUUGACAAUGAUCUUUCUCAUGUGUCAUACCUUAAGUACGUGCACACAGGAGAAGGAAAUGGUGCUGUCAAAGCUCGUUUUUACGGUUCUCAUCGGGUGGCAUGUUUUGAUGUUUCACCUGACAUGAACUUCAUGGUCUGUGAAUGCCGAGAUGGAACAGUCCAUUUGUGGUCUCUUAAAACAGGGAACAUUCAAUGGAAAAGACCUUCUUUUAUCACAAGACAAUAUGUGGGGGUUCAUCCUUAUGGCGUGUUUAGUGAUUUGGGUGCUUAUCGUCCAAUUGGUGGUUACGUCUUGACUUUUUACAACUCCGUGAUCUUUCAUCCAAAUGGAAAAUAUGUCCUACCGGGGAACCUCAGGAACGUUUACACUUUGAGUGGAGACUGUGUAGAGCUUUUCAUCGACAGUGAGUGCAAAUUCGCUCACUGCGUAUUCCCCAAGGAUAAGAAAGCAAUGUUAACCGACCGUUUUGAUAAUCCCAAACAACUAUCUUUGUGGAGUAUGGAGGAUGGGACAGAACUGAACCGUUUUACGUGUGAAGAAACCAUUUCAGCUUUUACGAUUUCCGAAGAUGGCUCAAAAAUCGCUUUUGCCGACUUAACAGGUUCUAUCUACUUGCAGCAAAUAGGUAGAUGGAAUGCACCUGUUUUGCACAAGCGCAUUAGCAAGGCUUGUGCAUUAAUGCAUUUCAGCCCAGAUGGCGAGGUUCUUUGUUGUGGCCACCUUCCAUGUGAGAUAGAACAUGUUGGAAUGAAUAAUUACGGCUGGACGUUUGAUCAUCACCGGAAAUUCACAUUUUGCAAUUUGACAAAUCUUGCUGCCCUUUGUUCAUCAGGUGAAAUUCUCUUGUGGCCAAUUCAGUCAGGAAAUUCGGUACUCGACUACUUUUCCAACUGGGUUGAUGAUAUACGUGGUGUUUUUCCAUGCUUCUCUGCAGGAUUCUUCAAGAAGCUGGACAGUACAACAGUAUUGACGGGUGGUCCAUCCUUUAACUACAUCGUCGCAGUCAAUGUUGAUGUUCUAAGUGCAACCAGUUCUGCCCCAACUAAAAUGAAGGUCAGAGAAAUUGUAAUGUCUGUGGAGGGAGACGCUAUAUAUUCUAUUAGCUCAAGUGAUGAUGAUUACAAUGCUAGCGAGGUAGUAGUGACUGUUGUAAGAAUGUCGAGUAAAGAAAUUUUAACGAAAAAAACUUUCACCUGUGGAUGUGUGUCUCUUUUACCUACCAAGUCAGGUAUUAUCCUGUCUGUUGGCCAAGAUACUCCACAACUGUGGAGUUUUGAUCUCCUGGAAUGUAUUAAACCUCUUACCAAACUGCGUGGUGUAGAGAAACUAACUUUUUUAUCGAGUGAGGCGAUAGCUUGUCAAAGACACCGCCGCAUCAUGACACCUGAGGAAUUUUGGGGUUUGGAGUGGUCUCGAUUAAGCAAGGAUGAAGAUGAAUCAUUGACACCAAAUGUUGCAUCAGAGACUGAAAUUAACCAUUUCUCACCUGAAGUCGGCGAUGUUUCAUCUGAUGAAGAGAAUGUUUUAACUGUGGAUGAUUCUUCAUGGGCGGGUGACUCAACACGUUUCAGCGAUUCCUCUUGUCUUGGCGUAUUUACCUUAUUUGCCUGUCAGUCAUUUGGAAUGCUUGAUGUAGACAUAUUCAACGCAGUUACCGGAGAGUUUGUUUCAUCAAUGAAGACGACUGUGAGUCCUAACGACAAAAUACAUUCUGUUUUAGUCAAUCUUCGUAGCCAAAUCCUAUUAUGUUUCGUUGAGGAAAUAUUUGAUGUUGUACAUAAGGAAAAAAUAAGAUUCAGCUUGAGCGAAAAUAACUGCGGAGUACCCAUUUGGUGCAGACAUUCAGAGAGGUGCGAGGAUUCUCCUUUCGAUCCUUAUUUUAUCUUCUCUCCUAGCGAAGAGUUUCUCGUUACGUGGGGAUCGCUAGAUUCAGGCUAUGGACUGCACAUUCUUGACACAAAAACUGGAAAAACAUGCCACACCUUCAUUGAAGAUCAUGACGACAUUGUCGACUGCAAGUUCGUUGAUAACGGCGAUAUUCUGAUUAGCUGCACAAGUGACAAUUUCCUUCGUUUGCUCAAUGUGAGGUCAGGCGAACAGCUCAGCAUGCUAGACAUUGGGGAGCAACCGUUCAGCUUAGGUGCCUGCCUCAGUAAUCAUCUUGUUGCCAUUGGAUUGUCAAAAACCCGAAUGAAAUUUGUUCAAGUGGAAUUACCAAGAGCCAAAGAAGUUGCAGAAAACAAAGGUUCAAUUACCAGUUGGAAUGAAGCAAGCCGGACAGAAUGGAAGCUCAACUAGAAGAGCUUUUCUGUCAGCUCCUCACACAUUACUGAGAACGCACAGUCUCUUUUACUCGGUAAACUACGGCUGGCAUUGUAUGUAAAGCGCCCUACGGGCUAGGAAGGAGAUUUCUAAGAAUAUUCGUAAACAUAUGCAGUUUUAACCGUAUCUAAUGGCUUUUUAUUUUUCAAAAGAUUGGAAAUCUUAAAUGGGCACUCAAGGGGUUCACCUCUUGUUGCUUGACUCAUGUAAUCGAUACUACACACAACUGAUUACGUGCCUGACUGGCUACAAUAGGUUUUGCUCGCAAAUAAGGAAAUACUUAUCAACUGUACAUAAACAUUUUUCACCGAUUUUGGCACGAAUUUGAUUAAAGGAUUACUGGAAAAGAGAGCACGAUUACAAUUUACUGUUGUUUUUACAACCGUUUUAAGUUUAUAUACACAACUAUUUCCAAUUUCAAGUAUUGCUCAAAUUACGAAGAUUUCAUUAAGUGUUUAGCUCAGACCUUUUUUCUAAGAAAGAUUUGAUACAUCCCUCCAAGUAAUUUUUCCAAAUAUUGUUUGUCCGUUUAUUAUUUUGUUUGCUUUUAUUAACAGAAAGAUGAAGCAGCCCGCACUCUGCUAUGUUGUCUUGUGUCUCUGUCUACUUUAUGAGUACUCAUCACUUUCGAUGAUCCAAGAUCUUGUUUCCGUGAUUACCUUUAGCAUCAAAUGAAAAAUGGUAGUAAAGGGAAAUCAUUGAGAAGAGGCUUUUCCCACUAACCUAGUUCUGCGAAACACUCGAAAUGUCCUUAAAAACCUUUGUAGUAUUUUCGCUGUGAUGAAAGCGGAGUAUAUAAUUUGCGUCUCAGAAAUUAUUGGUCGGUGCGGAAUCAAUGUC
Molecule: messenger RNA, 5705 nt
Organism: Pocillopora verrucosa
Lineage: Eukaryota; Metazoa; Cnidaria; Anthozoa; Scleractinia; Pocilloporidae
Source: RefSeq, a predicted model, not a curated record